Capsicum annuum is the source of this 844-nucleotide messenger RNA. RefSeq names its product small ubiquitin-related modifier 1. Gene Ontology annotation, biological process: protein sumoylation. The record is from RefSeq and is a predicted model, not a curated record. Gene Ontology annotation, molecular function: protein tag activity; ubiquitin-like protein ligase binding. Gene Ontology annotation, cellular component: nucleus. The coding region runs from base 285 to 614 and encodes 109 amino acids. Lineage: Eukaryota; Viridiplantae; Streptophyta; Magnoliopsida; Solanales; Solanaceae. The transcript is spliced from 3 exons.
UCGACCCUCGAAUAUAACCUUGACAAUAGACGCGACCCAAACUCGAUACCUGAUCUCGACCUUGAUCUUGGAUUCUUGCUUUUUACUUUCUUAAAAAGAAGAUAUUUUUCUCUUUCCGAACCUUUUUAAUUUCAGCCCAUUUUAACAUAGAUUAAUUAACUUUUCACGAAACAUUCAGCCUAUUUUUAUCCUCUCAACGGUCCACCCGACCCAACCAUUUUCCCACCCAUAUAUAAUGAACAGAAUGGAACCACAAAUACAUUAUUGACAGAGGAAAAAUAAAGAUGUCGGGAGCAGCAACAGGAGAGGAAGACAAGAAGCCGGCCGGCGAUCAAUCUGGGCACAUCAAUCUCAAAGUCAAAAGCCAGGACGGGAAUGAAGUCUUCUUUAGGAUCAAAAGAAGCACCCAACUGAAGAAAUUGAUGAACGCUUAUUGUGACCGACAGUCUGUGGAUUUCAAUUCAAUUGCCUUCUUGUUUGAUGGUCGUCGUCUUAGAGCAGAACAGUCUCCAGAUGAGCUGGAGAUGGAAGACGGUGAUGAAAUUGAUGCAAUGCUGCAUCAAACUGGAGGCACAAUUCUCAAGUCUUCUUUUCUUCCGUUUCACUGGACUUAAAAGACUUUUGUGUGUUUCUAGAGGGUAUGGGGACUAGGUGAAAUGCUGGUUGUGCAACUUUAGGACCUGUAGGGGGUAAUGAAGAGGAUCGUGUUCGUUUGCUUUAUGUUGAACUUAAUCGCCAGUGUAACUUGACUUUCAUCGUUUGCUUUAUGUUGAACUUAAUCGCCAGUGUAACUUGACAUGAAAGUCAUUACUUGCAUUACCUUUUAGUUUUCUGACGACAUGAA